GGUUUUGGGGUCUCCGUGAAACUCGGGGAAAGCAGGAAUGUCUUCCAGCAGAAGGAACUGGUCUGAUCUCUCCAGCCUGGCCAGGCAGAGGACCCUUGAGGAUGAAGAGGAGCAGCAACGCGAGCGCCGGAGAAGGCAUCGGAACCUCCUGUCCUCCACAGCAAGGGAUGAGGAACCUCCCAGCCCUGUGAAGGACACAAAUCCAGCUUCCAGCAGACCUCAACCUGUGGUGAAGUCGGGGUUCCCAGAGAACAAGGAAGAACAUAAGGUCUCAGAGGUGCUGAAGACACAAGAAGGGAGAAGGACAAGGUCCCCAAUGUCCAUCUCAGAGAAGCUGAGGCAGAAGGAGCAGCAGGAGCUGGGGGUGGGGAGGAGCCGUGUGCGUGUGGAGCAGGAGAAGAUCCAGGCUGGAGAGAGGGAUCAGGAUGGGACCAAAGGCAGAAGAGACCAACCAGGAGAUCAGAACCCGGUGCAGAAGACAGUGGUGAGGGGAUGGCUCCAGGACAAAGAGGGACAAAGUGUGGGGACACGUCAGAAGGAGCAGCAGAAGGAGGAGGGGGAGCAGCAGCCGAGGGCAUCGCCAGAGCUCGGGGGCUGCCGCAUCCGGGAGGUGAAGAUCUUGACCAGGCAGGGAAGCUGCAGCAUGGAGGAGAAAACAUCCUCAGUGGUGACCCUGGCUUUGGACCCCCAGAAACCAUCCAGGAGUCCCUCCAAGGAGGUAACUCAGCUGUCUCCCACCCCAGAGGAAUCUGCAGAAAAGUCAGAUACUUUCCCAACUCCUGUCACCUACAGCAGCUCCAUCAGACGAACCAGCCCCAGAACUGUCUCCUUCAGGGUGAUCUCAAGAAAACAGAAAGAAGAAAGCCAAAGCCCUCUCACUAGGAGUGUGAGCCUGAGGAUCCCCGGGAGCAGCACAACCAUUGGGGAGAAGCUGGAGAAGUACAACUCAGCUGUGCAGCGCUCAGAGGUGGUGAGAUCCUCCCUGGCUGUUCAGAAGAGCCUCUUGCUCUCCUCCGAGGGGGUGGCCAGCAAGCGCAACUUCUUUGAGACCAGUGCUCCCACUAAGGCUGAACCAGUGGCUGUCAAGAAGGACAACCUGAAGCUCUCGGGCUCCGUGACAUCCCGCAUUAACCUCUGGAUCAGCCGAGGCCAGGAGCCUGCCAAGGAAGAGAAGAGCAAGGACAUCAGGAAGAUAAACAGCCUGCCAAAACGUGAUGUCUGGGUAAAGCAGCCAAGAGACACCCCUGGAGACAAGUUGUAAUAUUAUCAAAUGAACUGGGAAAAAAACGUUUUGCUCUGGAGAUCAAAGCCCAGCCCUACCCAACCAUCCAGCAGCCACCACCAUGAGAGGACCCUGUGCUGUGUGUAGGUUCACCCCAAGGUUGCUGGGGAUCUCUUUGUGAGAUGUGAAGGAAGAAAGCUGGAAGAUUAUCCCUGUCCUGACCACCUCUUGUGCCCUUGAAGCAGUGACCCCCUUCACUUAGUGAUAUGGGAAGGGGGGGUUGGCCACGGCCCUGGUUUUGGGGUGAAAUGAAGCCGAAUGCCCUGUGCUGGGCCCCUUCUGCAAAGCCCAUUUCCUUCUUCCCCUUCCUCUCAAAUCUUUGCCCUUGGCUGUGCAGACCCCUGGUCCCACACCCCUGGGAUGCUGAGCCCAAUCAGCAAGGCCACAGGGUGCUCUGUCCAGGUCAGGGUGCCCUGGGCAGUCCAUAAAACAAUGCUCAAAUCCUGGUGUUGGGGAUGUUCAAUGGGCUUGGGCUGUACCUUGAGCAACCACUGGGGUGUCCAAAUUUGGUGUGGGACUCUACUGC
Messenger RNA from Calypte anna (Anna's hummingbird), 1808 nucleotides. It is a transcript of the gene LAD1, whose product is annotated as ladinin 1. Gene Ontology annotation, molecular function: structural molecule activity. The transcript has 10 exons. The coding region runs from base 38 to 1261 and encodes 407 amino acids. The record is from RefSeq and is a predicted model, not a curated record. Lineage: Eukaryota; Metazoa; Chordata; Aves; Apodiformes; Trochilidae.